AUGGAAUGGACGAAACCGAGCAAAGGGAGCUUCUUUGCAGCUCUCGAGAAGCUUGACCAGUCGGAUGAUAGUGACGACGAAUAUGACUCGCUAGAAAGGAUUGCUGCUCUCGGGCCUUCAAAUAUUUCAAAGACAACUGCGCCUUCUGUUUCAGACCAUUGCGAGGCUCCAGUAUACCCUCAGCUUGCUCGGUCGUCUGCAGACCCAAAACUAUCAUCGUUAUCAUCGUUAUCAUUCAAUAACCCAUCCGCAGACUGCGAUAUCGAGGAGAUCAAUCGGAACACCUUUGAAACCCAGAAGCCCCGAAGAACAGAGCAAACUGUCAUUCCAACAGUGAGGAGAGUUCAUACCUUGGGAGCUAUGGCGGGAACCAAGAAUGGAGGCCCCGCCUCAAAGAAAAGAAAGCCAAACAAUACGAAGAUCGUCCCUGAGAAUCAGCAGAUUUUCAAAGACUUUGUUCUCUUUUUCUUCCCGAACAAUGAUAUCUCUCCGCCUCGUCGACUACGGAUCCAACGAGCUCAGGAGUAUGGUGCAAAAUGGGAGCGGCAAUGGUCUAACAGCAUUACCCAUGUGAUUUUAGAUAAAGGCUUGGGGUAUCAAGAUCUUCUCAAGCAUCUCAAGCUGGACCUAGUCCCUGAGAAAGUUGUCAUCGUCAAUGAAAUCUACCUAUCCGAUUGCAUCAAAUUCCGCUCAGUCCUAAGCCCCAUAUUCGAACGAUUCCGAGUUGAUGGAACUCCUGAAAAGGCCAAAAACGCAGAACAUACGGAACCUGCGCGAACAGAGCCCAAGAGUCUUGAAACUUUACCCCUCAAGCAAUCAAAUCGAGAAAAACUACAAUGCCAGGGCCAGGAGUCUACUCAAAACUCUUCCAUGGAUGGCAUGACUAUAUUGCCGGCUAAUGAACCCAUCAAAGAGCACAAUCUGGGGGCAGGGCUUCGUGAGCGCGAUGUCCUUGACGAUUUGAUCGACGAGUCUAAAGCUAUAAGCCAUUUGCCUCUCGAUUUCCUCGAUUCUGCAGAUGAAAGGGCUGGUGCGGGUGUACAUGAAUCUGAUGAUGAGUCUGUGGAAUCAUCAGAGUCGGAAAUACCACGAAAGAGAAAAAUACCAAAAGGACGCAAGGGAAACGAGGGAAACGAGGGAAACGAGGCAACGGAGUCAUGGGCCAAGAGUUUCGCAUGCAUGCAAAAGUUCGAUCCCGAUGCACAGCGAGACAAUCCAAACGCCAAAACGAUCGAAAUUCUGCAGCAGAUUGUCAAUUACUAUGACCGAACAGCAGACCACUGGCGCAGUUUUGCCUAUCGCAAGGGUAUCAAUGCCCUGCGCAGGCAGACUGAGAAGAUUGUUACACGAAAGCAGGCCCGGUCCAUUCCCGGAAUUGGGGAACGAUUGGCUGAUAAGAUUCAGGAAAUCGUGCUUACCAACCGACUCCGUCAACUUGACAAUACGAACUACACAGCCGAAGAUCGUAUUAUCCAGGAGUUUAUCGGAAUUUAUGGAGUUGGUCUGUCCCAGGCGUCCAAAUGGCUGGCCCAAGGACACCGUUCAUUGGUCGACCUCUUGGAGAAAGCCCAUUUGAGUACGAAUCAACGUAUUGGGGUGGAGCGGUAUCAUGACUUUAUGCAGCGGAUCCCACGCAAGGAGGUUGAAGCUCACGGGGCGAUCGUACAAAAAGCAGUCCAGGCGGCAGAUCCAGAUAUGCAGGUGAUCAUUGCUGGUUCUUACCGCCGCGGGGCACCAAAUUCGGGCGAUAUAGAUGUUCUCAUCACUAAACCGAACGCUUCCCUGGAAUAUAUUCGUGGCUUGAUGCAGGAUGUGGUGAUUCCCAAGCUAUUUCAAGAUGAAUUUCUUCGGGUUGGGCUCGCCACCUCCAAGCGACAUGACCAUGAUGGUUCUAAAUGGCAUGGAGCGUCCACUGUCCCUGGCAGUCCGGUUUGGCGACGGAUCGACCUCCUCUUCGUGCCUGGGGCGGAGUUUGGGGCAGCGUUGCUAUAUUUCACGGGCAAUGAUAUUUUCAAUCGCAGUAUGCGACUCCUCGCUCGCAAGAAAGGACUGUGUUUAAAUCAGCGCGGGCUUUAUACAAAUGUACUACGUGACGCGCAGCGGGUGAAGGUCAAUCCGGGCCGAUUGCUCGAGGGUCGGGAUGAGCGACGGAUUUUCGCAUUGCUGGAAGUGCCGUGGCGACCUCCACAGGAGCGAAUUUGCUAA
Molecule: messenger RNA, 2205 nt
Organism: Penicillium angulare
Lineage: Eukaryota; Fungi; Ascomycota; Eurotiomycetes; Eurotiales; Aspergillaceae
Product: DNA-directed DNA polymerase IV
Exons: 4
Coding region: 1-2205 (734 amino acids)
Biological process (GO): double-strand break repair via nonhomologous end joining
Cellular component (GO): nucleus
Molecular function (GO): DNA binding; DNA-directed DNA polymerase activity
Source: RefSeq, a predicted model, not a curated record